Molecule: messenger RNA, 709 nt
Organism: Macaca mulatta (Rhesus monkey)
Lineage: Eukaryota; Metazoa; Chordata; Mammalia; Primates; Cercopithecidae
Gene: UQCR10
Product: ubiquinol-cytochrome c reductase, complex III subunit X
Biological process (GO): mitochondrial electron transport, ubiquinol to cytochrome c
Cellular component (GO): respiratory chain complex III
Source: RefSeq, a predicted model, not a curated record
CGCGCGAGGGCUUCUGGGAGUUGUAGUUUAACAUAUUCAAACAGCCAGGAAUUCUGGAGAGGAAAAAUUGGGUAAUAAAUUUUAUCAGAUUAUUUGGGUUGUCCUGAUAUGGAUCUUAUGAGAUUUUUUUUUCUCAGGCCCAGGACAGCCGUACCUCUGUGGUUCAAAACACCCAAAGCCGAGAUUCAGAGGUACUACAAAUCCCAUAAAGUGUUGCACGUCUAGGGCCUUUGGAGAACGAGGUCGGCCCCGGCGCAGGCGCGGUGGCGCGAGUUGGACCGUGAAAAAAGAAACAUGGCGGCCGCGGCGUUUACUUCGAAAUUGUACUCCUUGCUGUUUCGCAGGACCUCCACCUUCGCCCUCACCAUCGUCGUGGGCGUCGUAUUCUUCGAGCGCGCCUUCGAUCAAGGCGCGGACGCGAUCUACGACCACAUCAACGAGGGGAAACUGUGGAAACACAUCAAGCACAAGUAUGAGAAGUAGUAGUUCCCUGGAGGCCCCCAUCGAGGCCAGAAGGACCAGGUCCACCCAGCAGCUGUUUGCCCAGAGCUGGAGGCUGAGCUUGAAGAUGAUGCUCAAGUUACUCUUCAUGGACCACCGUUCGCUGUUGGCAAGAAACGGCUUUACUUACAAAAGACUCUUUACCUUCUGCUGUGUUUGAAGUAUGUUUAGUCAGCAUGCUCAGGAAAUAAAUCUGAAUUGCCCUUGA